This is a messenger RNA of Archocentrus centrarchus (flier cichlid), 2333 nucleotides long. RefSeq names its product VGF nerve growth factor inducible (gene vgf). Gene Ontology annotation, molecular function: neuropeptide hormone activity. NCBI's taxonomy places the organism in Eukaryota, Metazoa, Chordata, Actinopteri, Cichliformes, Cichlidae. The transcript has 2 exons. The coding region runs from base 177 to 2318 and encodes 713 amino acids. The record is from RefSeq and is a predicted model, not a curated record.
GAUACUUAACCCUAAAUAGCAACAUCUCACGCGUCAAGACACAGGCUUAGCUUGACUGCAGGACUUCAGCGGCUGAGUGUGACGUGACGAGGAGGGGAAGCAGGAAUCCCCCCGCUGCCCACAUUGAAUUGCAAGGAUUUCUUCAUUGUUCACAGAAAGUCCUAUUCUGAGUGGCCAUGACUAGAUACCAUAACCCCUCAAGUGCUCUUAUACUCCUGUUCCUUCUAAUAGCGGGAUCCAUUCUCCAUUUGUCCACCUCCAAUCCUCUCAGCACCUUUGGAGGUAUUGACAAAUACAGAACUACUCCAGGGCUGACUGUGUCUGAAGAUAGGGAUAGAGGGGGUGACGAAAGCCAAUUAAUCCAGAAACAAGAAGAAGCAGAGGAAGAAGAGCUUUUUAAAAAUGUUGAUCCCAAAAAACUAGCAGCAGUUUUACUAGAGGCUUUGAAUCACUCACAAGUAGAACAAGGGAGGGAGGGAGAGGGGCAUGAAGGAAUGGAAAAAGAAAAAAAGGUAGAGAGAGAAAAGGAUAAAAAAGAAGAUGCAAACAGAGAAGUGAGAACAAUAGAGGGAGCAGACAGAGACAGAGAUGGGCGACAAGAGUUAGAGCUGCUCAUGGCUGCCCAGGGGAAGGAGCAGGAAAGGGGGGAAGAAGAAGAAAUGAAGAAAGCCUGGGAAGAAGAGAAGAUGACUGAGAAGGUGACCAGUCAUACCACAAGCCAGACAGUCCAAAUCCUAACAAAGAAGCAGCCCACCAGCUCAGAUGAAACAGGAGAUAAUGGGCAGAGUGCUGGUCCCCAGCAGGGAUCAACCAGCCUUGAUCAAGCCAGCAGUGAAGAGGAGGAACAGCUGAGCCCUGAGGAGUUAAAAAGUCUCGAGAUGAUGAUGAAGGAAUUUCCUCGUGUAAACACGAUAUCUAAGAGAGAGGGAGAACAAAGCUACAGAGAGGAGAGAGAUUACAACAGCUACAAUGACAUCAUACCAAUAAAUAAAGGCAGUGAUCUUGCUAUGACUAAGAAAAAACUUAAAUGGCAAGAAGAAACACAGAAAGCCCUCAGCUUCCCAAAAUUCAGGGGGGACAAUUUCAUGGAUAAAGUUGAUGACAGUAAUUAUGGCAGUAAUGCAGUAGACCCCCAAGCUCUAGCAGAACAGAUUAUGGAAGAUGAUGAACCAGAGGAGGAGGAAGAUGAGAAGAUGCUGAGUCCAGAAGAAGAGGAGGCUCGGGCCAAAGCAGAGCAGGAGGAGAUGAGGAGGCAGGCAGCUGAAGCACAACAAGCCAAGAUGGAGGAGGAGAAGCUAGCUGACAUUGCCUCAGAUAUGCUGCUGCAGUACAUGGUCAAACAGAAUAAUGGGAACAAACACUACAGCUUGUCUCUGCCCAAUGCUGCGGAGGAUAAGAGAUCUGAUGAGGAACAGGAAAUCACAGAGGAAGAUGAUAUUGAUCCUCAGACAAUUGAUAAGUUGAUUGAGAUCUCCAGCAAGCUCCACCUCCCUGCUGAUGAUGUGGUCGACAUCAUUAGUGAUGUGGAGAAGAAGAAGAAAGACUUGUCGCCUGAGAUGAUGUCACGCUGGCAACGACCCACUAUGUCUUCACCAUUUUCAUCUACAGCACAGAUUUCAAGCAAUCAGAAUAACAUGCCAAUCGCUAAGCUACCAUUUCCAGCAGUUAAUUUCCUCAAAAACUGGUUCCAGGAGAAAACAUCAACAAGAACAGAAGAUGUCUGGAGCAAACCCCAGCUGGGCAAUCAAAAUAUCUGGUCCAAAGCUCAGAAGCCUAUCUCAAUCAAACAGGACCUCUGGUUCACAUCACCUAAGUCUGUUUGGACCAGCUAUCCUUUCCCCCCCUACAAUUACCCUUCCUACUACCAGAAGAAACCAUAUCAAGACUACCCCAUCUAUGUUCCUCCUGCUCCCAGGCCCAAACCCCAUUACUUCAUUGCAAAGCCGUCUCUCACUUUCAGCAACUUCCUCACGAAUUUUGUGGGUGAUGUAUACACUUUUCCUCCCAAAAGACGAUACAACAGCUGGGUCCAACCUAGGCAGAGAAAACCCCCUACAGGCCACCAGCAGAGGUCUCACUACAACAGUUACCCUCUCUCCUUGUUCCCCUGGACAUUUCAGCCAAUGCCCAUCCCCAAAGCGCAUUCCCUUCCAAGAAUCUAUUCUCAGCAGAAGCAGCUUUAUUACUCAGACACAGCACCUGCAGUGACAAGAAACAAAGAUCAUUAUGUGGCUGGAAAGCACCAAGACAUUAAUCACGAUAAUUUGGAGAAAUGCAUACAGCAGAUACUCAGGAAGAGGCCACACAUGAUAGACUAAGGACAGAGAGAAACA